Molecule: messenger RNA, 3245 nt
Organism: Doryrhamphus excisus (bluestripe pipefish)
Lineage: Eukaryota; Metazoa; Chordata; Actinopteri; Syngnathiformes; Syngnathidae
Source: RefSeq, a predicted model, not a curated record
UCCUCCAAGGCAGGUGUAUGAAGUGUGGGGCGCAGGCAGGACGUGGGAGCACUGUGGCUGGACGGUAGGUGAGCACUACAGGGGCCAGACAGGAGGGGGGGGAGGAGGAGGAGCGGGGGUCAAGCAUGGAGCUUUAUUGACGCCCGCGCUCAGAUGCCCAUGCGGACGCCCGAGGAGGAGGAGGCGUGCGGCCGCCGAGAUGAACAGGAGCAAGAGGAAGCCCAACUGUGAGAGACCCAACGUGCUGCAGGGCAGGAAGCAGGUCCAGCGGAGGAGGAACACAUGUCCCAGUUCUCAGGACAUCACCCGGGCCCUGCAGGGCCCCCCUUCUGCGCCCAGCGCCAGUGCGGCCAGCCUAGAUGAGCUCAUACUACGCUGCCUCAACUGCUUCGAUUCUGAGGGGAAGCUAUGCAGCCCCCGAGGCUCCCAGACGGUCCACAUGACCCUGAUGAUGCACAGCUGGGUGGUCCCGUCCCAGACGUUCGCCCAGAAGCUCCUGGCCUUGUACAAGGACUGCCCCCCCGACAAGCGAGGACUGAGGCGGGGUCAAGUCUGCCAUCUGCUCAGGACCUGGAUCGGCCAGUUUCCUGCCGUGUUUGAGGCCGACCCCCUUCUGGAGCAGACCAUGGGGGACCUGUGGGCGCUGGUCCGCUCGGACGGGGAGGAGACGCAGCUCAUCGACAACUCCUGCUUAAGUCCUCACGUGAGCGUGUCACAGGCUCCGUCACCUUCAGUGAAGAAGAGGAAGGUAUCUCUCAUCUUCGACCACAUGGAGGCGGAUGAGAUGGCCCAGCAUCUCAGCUACUUGGAGUUCAAGAACUUCUGCAACGUUUCGUUCCUGGACUACCGCAGCUACGUGGUGCGAGGCUCGGUGAGGGAUAACCCGGCGCUGGAGCGCUCGGUGAUGAUGUGCAACGGCGUGUCCCAGUGGGUCCAGCUGAUGAUCCUCAGCAGGCACACGGCCCAGCAGAGGGCGCAGGUCUUCACCAAGUUCAUCCAUGUGGCUCAGAGGCUUCGAGCUCUGCAGAACUUCAACACGCUGAUGGCCGUCACGGGAGGCCUGUGCCACAGCUCCAUCUCCCGCCUCAAAGACACGUACAACCUGCUGCCUCCUGACGUCACCAAGGUCCUGAGUGAGAUGACAGAUCUGCUGUCGUCAUGCAGCAACUACAGCAACUACCGCCGCCUCUACAGCGAGUGCAGUGGCUUCAAGGUUCCCAUCCUGGGCGUGCACCUCAAGGACCUGAUCUCCCUCAACGAGGCCCUGCCCGACUACACGGACAAGGACAAGAUCAACCUGAGCAAGCUGCAGCACAUCUACAGCAACAUCAAUGAGCUUCUGGCUCUGCACAGCUGCACGCCGCCCUUCGAGGCCAACAAGGACCUCCUGCACCUGCUGACGCUCUCUCUGGAUCUCUACUACACCGAGGACGAGAUCUAUGAACUCUCUUACGCCAAGGAACCCAAGAACCCCAAGAUACAGCCCGUCGCUCCAAUUAAGCCGCCGGUGGUGGCAGAAUGGGGGUCAGGGGUCACGCCCCGCCUGGACCCCAACACCAUAUCUAAACACGUCAAACAGACGGUAGACUCCAUCAUGAAGAACUACGACCACAAGCAGGAUGGCUACAUCUCACUGGAGGACUUUGAGAAAAUAGCCGCCAACUUCCCCUUCUACUUCUGCACGCAGGAAACUGACAGGCAGGGUCAAAUCAGCCGCGAGGAGAUCACGUCCUACUUCAUGAGGGGGAUGUCGGUGUGCGCCAAGCUGGGCUACAGCUUCAACGACCCUCACAACUUCCACGAGACCACCUACAAGAGACCCACCUUCUGCGACACCUGCGGGGGCUUUCUGUGGGGCGUCAUCAAACAAGGCUACCACUGCAAAGGCUGCGGGAUGAAUUGCCACAAACAUUGCAGGCAUCAGGUGGGAAUGGAGUGUGUGAAGAAACACAAAAACAACAGUGGGUCCUGCCCGUGCACACCCGCCCCGGACUCUCGCACCAAGGGGACCGCAUGGAGCACAGAGGAGGAGGCCUUCGUCUUCUCACAGGGCAAUGAUGUGGAACACAACAAGGGCGCCCCCAUCAGGAAGACUACAGAUUCAGCCCCUUUGGACCGCUCCACUCAGACGGACCCUGGAGUGUGGACCCCUGAGAAGAAGGCGCCCAGGAUUUACAACCACAGUUUUCCUGGACAGGCCAACACGCUGCCUGCUCAGAGGAGUCGAGGCUGCUCCAUGCCCGUGUCCUUCCUGCAGGAGAAGCUGGAGGAGCUGCAGCUCUCCAAGGAGAAGAGCCGGGAACCGGACUGAUUCAACCCUCCCCCCUCCUUCAUCAACCUUCCCCACUGCACCCCCCCCCCCCCAAAAAAAAGACAAAACUUCCCAAACCUUCAUUGUUUGUGCCCCAGCACAGUUCAACGAUGGACUGUUUUAAAUAUUUCCAUUACUCAUGUAGUUUCUGGUGCUAAGUAUCUUGGGAACGUCACGUGACCAGUUUCCUGAUCCAGGAGGAGCCCAUGGAGGGAAAUGAACACUAAGGCAAAGUUGGCAUUGACAUAACCUUGGCAGCUAAGUUCAGUCCACAAAGCCUGCUGGAAGAAGUCAAGGUUUGUUGUUGGCGUUCUUUGAUAGCAACUCCAAUCAGUUUGUCUUUUCAAACUUUGCUUUUUGAUUUCAGAGCCGAUUCAGCACCAAGCACCUCACAACUGGCUGGUGAUCACUUUUGCAUUAUUGUGUUAAAGCACAAAAUAAAAAUGACAUUUAAAACCCUUCAAGUGUGUGAAAAGGUGAAGAAAAAAAGCCGACAGGUUCCAUCCAGGUGUAUACAACGGCUUUUAUUGUACAAAGACAAGAAACAGCUCGGAUCAUAAUUAGUUUAACCACACUGGUACAAAAGAAAUAUGUCUCUUAACUACAGCAAGCACAAAGGGAUUUAAAAAAAAAAAAAGCAUUAUACAUCUACUGAAAAAGUGGCAUGAGCGCUUAAAUACAACGGCAUGAACACUUUUAAAAUGUUGCAGGAGUAAAUCAUCCGGAAGCAAAACAAAGAAGGUGUAAUGAAAGCAAAAAGCAUGCUUUUGUUCAUGUUGACGUAUUUCUAGUGUUGACUUUUCAUACACUGAAGCUCUCCUCUCAUUCGGACACAAACCAAGCAUCGUUGGGUUAGCUUCUCCGUAGCUAACAUCUACCACCGCACUGCCACCGCCUUAUAUUAGACUGAUUUGGGGGGGGGGGGGGGGGUAAA